Molecule: messenger RNA, 849 nt
Organism: Panonychus citri (citrus red mite)
Lineage: Eukaryota; Metazoa; Arthropoda; Arachnida; Trombidiformes; Tetranychidae
Product: staphylococcal nuclease domain-containing protein 1-like
Exons: 3
Coding region: 328-834 (168 amino acids)
Biological process (GO): mRNA catabolic process
Cellular component (GO): cytosol; nucleus
Molecular function (GO): RNA binding; nuclease activity
Source: RefSeq, a predicted model, not a curated record
UCUCUCUCUCUCUCUCUCUUCUGGUAAUCCCUUCUUCUAGUGCAUGUGUAUUGUAUCCAUAAUAUUUGCCUUGUUAAGGUAAAAGCUGAAUGAGACCAUUUUUAAAUUUAUUGUUACUCUUUACAAGGUUGUUUCUUUCUUCCUAAUUAAUCGCAACACUUUCAGUUACUUAUUUACGUUUAUUAUUGAUUCUUGAGAAACAAGGAGCCACCAAAAGGAAUAUAUAUUUUGUUAUUAACUUAUCGUCAUUGAUAUCGCCUUCCUUUCGAGUUACCCUUAUCCGAAUUGGUGUUUGUUAAAAUCAACCUAAAAACGUUGGAUUGAAUCAUGGCUGAGACUCCGGCGAUUAGAAGGAUCGUUAAACAGGUUCUCUCUGGUGAUUGUAUGAUUAUACGUGAUAAGCCACGUGGAGGAGCUCCUGAAGAGAUGCAAGUUGGAUUAAGUUGGAUUGUUGCUCCAAAAAUGGGUAGAAAAAGUGGAAAUAAGGAAGAAGUUCCUGAAGAUAUUGGUGCGUUUGAAGCUCGUGAAUAUUUACGGAAACGUUUAGUGGGGAAAGAAGUAAUUUUCAAGAAAUUGUAUUCGGUACCAAUUGGACCAAGUGGAAAUCGAGACUGUGGUCUGGUUUAUGUGGAUGGAGAUGAAUAUUCACUGAACGAGAGACUGGUUGAAGAAGGUUUAGUUGAAGUAAUUAAACGUCGCCAGAAUGAGGAAUCAUUGUAUAAGCGUCUGAUUGAAUUGGAGGAAGCAGCAAAGAAGGGAAGAAAGGAAAAUGGUGUCCAGUGGGUGAGAGAGAUCAUUCAAGAGACGAAGUGUAUUGCAAGAAGUGAGCGCUGAGACUGCGGAAUCUUU